Molecule: messenger RNA, 1189 nt
Organism: Anoplopoma fimbria (sablefish)
Lineage: Eukaryota; Metazoa; Chordata; Actinopteri; Perciformes; Anoplopomatidae
Gene: psmg2
Product: proteasome (prosome, macropain) assembly chaperone 2
Exons: 7
Coding region: 138-926 (262 amino acids)
Biological process (GO): proteasome assembly
Cellular component (GO): nucleus; cytosol
Source: RefSeq, a predicted model, not a curated record
UCGACAUCGACUUGGAGCCCAGAAGGACCGCACAGGCAGGCACGACAACAGAAGCCGGGGGGAAAUAAUUCCAGAUAACAUAAUUACAUUUAAAUCUCUUACUCCAGUACCCACUUUGUUUUUGCUACACUGGCACCAUGUUUAUCCCUUCACAAAACCACCCGCCCUCCUUUAAAGACUUCACCCUCGUCAUGCCAGCAGUGGCAAUUGGUAAUGUGGGCCAGCUGGCCGUGGACCUCAUUGUGUCCACUCUCAACAUGAGCAGAGUGGGCUACAUACACACAGACUGUCUCAUCCCCAUGACUGGAAACAACCCAUACGCCACCUGUAAGGAAGACGCUGAGGAGCUGCACACUCCAGCUGAAGUUUACACAGCAGCAGAACUGAAGAUUGCAGUUCUUCAAAUCAGGGCCCCAAUUAUUCAGACAAAAUCCAAAAAGUUCCGACAGCUGCUGGUGUCUUGGAUCAAAGCCAGCGGGUUCUCCAGGACUGUAGUUCUGUCCAGCAGCCACGCCUACCAGAGGGACGACCAACAGCUGAAAGGCAUUCCUUUGAGGUACCUGGUCACUCCAUCCCUGCUGAAGGUGAGUGCUGAUGCGAUGGAGAAGCUCGGCUGGAGGGAGAUGGAGCGGGUACCGGCCUUCCCGGGACUGACAGACACCAACACAGAACCACGCCUCUACGUCCCCGGAGGAGGCAUAACCAAAGGACUCUACAUGGACAGUUGUGCAGAGGAUAUCCCACUGGCAGUGCUGCUGCUCUUCUGUUCAGAAGGCGACAACAUCCCAGACGCCUUCACGCUUGUCAACCACCUCAACGACUGGCUUCAUCUGCUGGACAGUCCUAGCCAAAAGCCCAACAAAUGGAAGAUCCCAACUUCCUGGAGUCUUCUUUUUGGCAGUGGCAUUCCUCCAGCACUGUUCUGAUACCCACAUAUCUAGCUUUUGUUGCUUGUUCUGGCUCAUAAUUAGCUUCUAGGAGUCUUUUAUAUGUAUUAUAUUGAGUUCACCUGGUUUAACUGACCUCACAAGAACCCCCUCACUCUCAAAUGUAUCCAAGACUGCUUUAUUUUGAUAAUGAUCUUUUGGGUGUACAAACAUUGUGUCAUGUGCAGGAGUUGCGGCAGGUGUUGCAGCAUUUGACUGAUUUUUCGAAUAAAACAUUGUGACAAGAAUCCAGUGUGAAUUUA